AUGGAUAAUGAUGCAAUUCCAAAAUCAGUUCAGAAAGAAUUUCAUAAGACCAUACAGGCCAUAAGAAACGACUGGAUGGAGGAGUCCAGCAGUCCUCGGGCCAGGAAGCUGCAUUUCCCAGUCGGUUUGUGGAUCAACUCUCCCCGAAAACACUUUGCCAAGUUAGGACGCCGUUGGCCCAGUGCUGUCUCCGUCAGGUCGACCACCAGCUCUGACGCGACCUCCCUUCACGAAGUCCCCUCGGCCCCCUCUUCUUCCCUGUCCACUUCCACACCCUCCCUGGCUUCCCCCGCCCCGUCACCCUCUCCAUCCCCCGCCUUCCUCCGACCUCGGCCCGUGGCUCCACAGUCACGUGCAAAGCGCCUUUCCCACCUUUUCCUGCGGGGGCGCUCUAACAGUGAUCGGGACAAAGCGGUGGGUGAGAGGGACAGGGAGGUGUGGGCGCACUCAGCCGCCCCCUCGUCACAUCACUAUCUGCCCCCCGGAGCGUCUUCUGCCCCCGGCCUGAUCAAGAUCUAUGGAGAUGCUCUGUCCAGCGGGGCCAACUACCGCUCUCUACUGGCCAGCGUGCACUCUACAGCCCGACAGCUCAUCUGUCAGGUCAUCACCCGCUACACAGAGCGAGAGAGGGAGGAGACUGACGACACAGUUCUUCAGAAAUACAGCCCAGAGGACUUCCUGUUGUGUGAUGUCAUUGGAAAGCCCAUCCAGCAGCCAGAUGGAGCGAUCAAGUGGGAGACGGAGUGCCGGAGAAGUGUGGCCCCGUGGGAAUGUCCCCUGAUGUUAGUGGACAUGUGGAGACCUAAAGACGGGUUUGAGCGCCGCUUCGAAAUCCACCGAAGAGACGAGUAUGAGCGAGAAGAAAGAGAGCGGGAGAGAGAGCGGGAGAGGGAUGGAGAGAACUGUCAGGGCGUGCGCUGGCGCCGCAGUAGGAUGGCUUCAGGAGGGGGUCCAGAGGAAGAGCGAGGUCACAGAAACCGAAACUCAGAGCUGCGGAGGAGCAUCAGUGACAUGAACCUGAGUCUGCGCCGUCGCCAGGGUAACCACGUCAGCAACGAGCAGCGCGGCACCAACAACCGCAACAACCACAGUGUGGAUGACAGGAAGAAUAUAGUGAGCAUGAUCAGCCCACAGCCAGGAGAGGUCAGAAUCAGGCCUGAAGCCAAAGUUGGAUGGACUCAUCAGACUGCAGAAGAAGAGAAGGACUAUUCCACCUGUGACCUGGAAGUGAUGUCACAGAGUCUGAUCCUUCCUCCAACUGACCGGCCAUACUUCCUGUUAUUACAGGGCUACGACCACAGUAAGGACUUUGUUUUGUACAUCAUGACGGGUCACAUGCAUGUGUUUGGGAGAAAGCCAACGUUGAAGGAGAGAGAAAAGGACAGAGAGAGGGAGAAGAAAGGGAAGAGGCCUCUGAAGGUGGAAACGUUUCUUUCAGCUCCUGAUCUUCUGGCCCGACACUUGUUGAUACGCAGAGACUCUGCUGUCCCUGAAUCCCCCUCUGGACAAGCUCUGAUGAGGCCCUUCAGAGGAGGGGCGGUCACGCACAACGGGGUGUGUGUGUACAGAGAGACUGUCCUUAAGCCUGGAGAUGUCAUUGGUCUUGGGGACCACUUCCUCUUCUUGUACCGAGACCCUCGUGUGUCCCCUGCUCCUCCCCUGGCUCUGACCCUGCCUUGGCAGACUGAUGUGUCCAGCACCUGCUGUCCUUCAGGGCUGGUGGACAGACAGGAGGCCCUGAGGCAGUACCUUGGCUCCAAUGAGGCCAUUUUAAAGUUCCAUCCACGUCAUGCAGAUACUUUGUUACAAGAAAUAAUCUCCAAAAAUUCUUCUCCAGACUCUGGGGGCGGGCCUUUGGCUCCGGCAUAUCUGCUGUCAAUCAUGAUUGAUCAUGCUUCAAAACACCUCGACCCUGCCCUUACACCACAAAUACUUCUGAAAGCAGCUAAUCUUAUUAAAGAAAUUGUGUGGGAUAACAUCAAGGAAUUUGGGGAUAAGCAUCCCACGCAAAAUUCUUCGGAGCAGGACGGUGAGCUCAGCCUGCCCAGUGUCCAGGCCCUCUCCUCAGACCUGCGGCCGCUGAUGUUCUGGAUGUCCAAUGCCACGGAACUCCUCAACUUCUUCCAGGUCAAAGUGGAAACGAUGGACAAGGAGUGGGAGUUUGAAGCCCCGGGGGACCCUGUUUUGACGGCUGACAUGGACACCUGCUCUGAGGCUCUGGCACAGCUGGAUGAUGUCAUUAUGCACACCUUUCAGCAAUGUGUGUAUCAUCUCACUAAGACGCUGUACUCUUUGCUGCCUGCGCUCCUGGAUACAAACCCAUUCUCUAGCAACGAAAAAGACAAAGAGAAAGACGCUUGUGCGGAGGGAGAGGACAAGAGGGACGUGGACGAUGUUUCGGCCUUACCUCUGCGUGUGGCCGGGCUGGUGGAGGUGUACCGCUGCUCUCUCAUGCUCUCCAAAGAAGCCUGCCUCUCACCUCCACUCACCUCGCAAACCUUUGGCUACCUCUUCUUCUUCACCAACACCUCACUGCUCAACACGCUGCUAGAAAGAGACGGCCUGUUCUCCUGGUCUCGGGCUGUUCAAAUCCGUACAAACUUGGAUCUGGUGCUGGACUGGCUCCAGGGAGCAGGAUUAGGAGAUAUUGCCUCAGAGUUCAUGAAAAAACUGUCUGUCAUAGUUAACUUCCUGUGCAUUCCCAAGACCAGACUCAUCCAGUCGUCCUGGGGCAGUUUGCAGGAGGAUCACGGCUUGUUGAGCCCAGCGCAGCUCCAUCACCUCCUCACUCACUACAAACUGGGUCCUACUCGAGCUCCUCCAUCCUCCUGGAACCCUCCUCCAGGCACCGAUCUGAGCGGAGACAUCUUUGAGAGCUUCCUGGACCACCCUCCAUUAAUCCUCCCAAACGAGACUCCGCGACUGGACCUGUCCCUACCGAUCCCCAGCCCUGAGCUCCAGAAGGAAGUGACCCGUCUGCGCACCUUCUUGUGGGGACUUGACCAAGACGAGCUUCCAGCCAAUCAGAGAACCAGGCUCUGA
Knipowitschia caucasica is the source of this 3042-nucleotide messenger RNA. The record is from the annotation of a GenBank genome assembly. NCBI's taxonomy places the organism in Eukaryota, Metazoa, Chordata, Actinopteri, Gobiiformes, Gobiidae.